Messenger RNA from Arabidopsis thaliana (thale cress), 2719 nucleotides. RefSeq names its product cationic amino acid transporter 6 (gene CAT6). Gene Ontology annotation, cellular component: membrane; chloroplast membrane. Lineage: Eukaryota; Viridiplantae; Streptophyta; Magnoliopsida; Brassicales; Brassicaceae. Gene Ontology annotation, molecular function: transmembrane transporter activity. The transcript has 4 exons. The record is from RefSeq and is marked reviewed. Gene Ontology annotation, biological process: transmembrane transport. The coding region runs from base 331 to 1566 and encodes 411 amino acids.
UUUGUAUAUGAAUCAAUAAAAGCGUUAGCAUAAUUAGUAUAUAUAAAUGUAACUGUAAUUGGACCAAAGAGAUAAAGCAUCUUGGGUUUAGUAAGCUUUUGAGCUGAUGAUGCUUAUGUGAUUAAUGUGAAUAUAAGAAUUAGGGAACAAUCUUGUUGUUAAUAACAAUACUUAUAACAUUUAAAUGCCCUUAAGUAUCGUCAUAAUUACAUCUUUGUCCCUAUCCUUCUCUUUUUCACUUUUCCUAAUCUCUAAUAUAAAACCAACUCUUGUCAAAUUCAACAAAAUUCUCACACAAACCGACCCGACCCGAAUCUGGCCGGUGAGAAAAUGGAGGUCCAAAGCAGCAGCAACAAUGGUGGUCACUCUUCUUUCUCCAGUCUCCGCGUCUACCUCAACUCUCUUUCCGCGACGCCUUCUCGCUUAUCCCGCCGCGCUAUUUCCGUCUCCACCUCUUCCGACGAGAUGAGUCGCGUCCGCGCCGUCUCCGGCGAACAGAUGCGCCGUACUCUCCGGUGGUACGAUCUCAUUGGACUCGGAAUCGGGGGAAUGGUCGGCGCCGGUGUCUUUGUCACCACCGGCCGUGCUAGUCGUCUCGACGCCGGUCCUUCAAUUGUCGUCUCUUACGCCAUCGCCGGGCUCUGCGCUCUCCUCUCCGCUUUCUGUUACACCGAAUUCGCCGUCCAUCUCCCGGUCGCCGGCGGUGCCUUCAGCUACAUCCGUAUCACAUUCGGUGAAUUUCCAGCAUUUUUCACCGGAGCAAAUCUUGUAAUGGAUUACGUAAUGUCAAACGCGGCCGUUUCGAGAAGCUUCACCGCUUAUUUAGGAACAGCUUUCGGGAUCUCAACUUCCAAGUGGCGAUUCGUCGUCUCCGGUUUACCGAAAGGAUUCAACGAGAUUGAUCCAGUCGCAGUUCUCGUCGUCCUCGUAAUCACAGUCAUCAUCUGUUGCAGUACAAGAGAGAGUUCCAAAGUGAACAUGAUAAUGACUGCAUUUCACAUCGCAUUCAUAUUCUUCGUGAUCGUGAUGGGAUUCAUAAAAGGAGAUUCAAAGAAUCUAUCCUCACCGGCGAAUCCAGAGCACCCCUCGGGAUUUUUUCCGUUCGGCGCGGCGGGAGUUUUCAACGGAGCUGCCAUGGUUUACUUAAGCUACAUAGGAUACGACGCCGUUUCAACCAUGGCGGAAGAAGUUGAAAAUCCGGUCAAAGAUAUCCCCGUCGGUGUUUCCGGCUCCGUCGCAAUCGUCACCGUUCUUUACUGUCUCAUGGCAGUCUCUAUGUCAAUGCUUCUGCCAUACGAUCUGAUAGAUCCGGAGGCGCCGUUUUCCGCGGCGUUCAGAGGAUCGAACGGCUGGGAAUGGGUGACGAAAGUGGUGGGGAUAGGAGCAAGCUUUGGGAUAUUAACAUCACUUUUGGUGGCAAUGUUAGGUCAGGCUCGCUACAUGUGUGUCAUCGGACGGUCCAGAGUGGUCCCCUUUUGGUUCGCUAAGAUUCAUCCCAAAACAUCUACGCCAGUCAACGCCUCCACUUUUCUUGAUACUACUAAGCCUAGUCGGCUGAUAUUUUGACAACUCCAACUUUUCGUAAUUUCCGGAACAUCUGGCUGAGCUAUGCAACUCGUGAGUUGUUAGGUACCAGGAUUUAGAAUAAUGACCAUCUUUGAUAAAAUACAUAGAAGAUUGGAAAACAUAUACUAACGUUUAGAGCCAUAUUUAUAUGCAUAAUCUUUGUAACAAGCAUUGUUUUCCUCAUUAAGUUACUCUCAUGCCUUUGUCACAAAAUGGAUCAUUAUAAAGGGGGUCAUCAUCGUUCAACCUUAUCCUUGCUAAUUUUAGCACCCACUAACUCACAUUUGCUAUAUCCAUCAAUAGCAUUGACAAAAAGACAAAAUAAAGGAACAAAUCCUCCCACUACCAUUCAUUUCAAAUUUGGACUUUUUUCACUAGUCGAAUCAUCUACAGUUAUAGAGAAUAUGACCAUUGACCAAUCUUAUUAACGUUCGUAUAUUUUAUCCCUUAUCAGGCAUUUUCACGGCGGCUCUUGCGCUUUUCACCGACCUAAACGUCCUCCUAAACCUCGUAUCCAUUGGAACACUAUUUGUCUUCUACAUGGUCGCAAACGCUCUCAUCUUCAGACGUUACGUCCCGGUUGGACCCACCAAGCCGUGGCCCACACUCUGCUUCCUCACACUAUUCUCCAUAACCUCUCUCGUCUUCACCCUCAUCUGGAAACUUGUGCCGGAAGGUAAGCCUAAAGCUUUCAUGCUCGGUGCCAGUGCGGUGGUGGCUAUAGCCAUCGUGCUGAGCUUUCAGUGCGUGGUUCCCCAGGCUAGGAAACCUGAGUUGUGGGGAGUCCCGUUCAUGCCGUGGACCCCGUGCGUGUCGAUAUUCUUGAACAUUUUUUUGCUUGGUUCGUUGGACGCACCCUCUUACGUCCGGUUUGGAUUCUUCUCCGGUUUGAUCGUGCUCGUGUAUUUGUUUUAUGGCGUUCAUGCGAGUUCUGAUGCUGAAGCGAAUGGAUCUUUUGGUGUGAAAGAUGGACAAGUCAUGAAAGAGCUAAUUGAAGUGUGAAAAGUAUUUAUUUAGUUUAGUUUUCUAAAGCAUCAUGAACCAAAAUGUAAUUAAACUCUCUAAUUUUUUUUCUACAUGAGGGGGUUUGAAAUAUUAAUGAGAAAAUAUUAAAUACAACUUUAGGAAAAAAAAGAAUAUGUAUUUUGGUUUA